GGCCGAGAGCGGAAAAGUUUCGGCCGCGGUCAUUAUUUCAAUAAUUUGCAAGAGAAGGAAGAAGAAGAGAAAGGUGAAGGAAGUGUGGGAGAGGGAAUGGCUAAGAAGAAGAACGGAGCGAGGGGUUUUUAGGCAGUUGUUAGAGGAGUUAAGGCUGGAGGACGAGUGUAAUUACAGGCGAUACUUACGGAUGGACACGGAAACAUUUCAGAACCUUCUUGAAAAAGUGACACCGUUAAUUGAAAAGAAAGAGACCAACAUGAGACAGCCAAUACCACCUGGAGAACGUCUGGCAGUGACCUUGAGGUUUUUGGCUACUGGAGAGAAAUUUUCCAGUCUUCAGUACCAGUUCAGAAUCAGUGUGCCAUCCCUGUCAGUCAUUAUUCCAGAAGUGUGUCAAGCCAUCUUUCAGGUCCUUAAGGACGAUUACUUCAAAUGCCCAAGUACUCCAGAGGAGUGGUUACCAAUAGCACAGCUGUUUCAUGACCGUUGGCAGUUGCCGCAUUGCAUUGGUGCUGCUGAUGGAAAACAUGUACGUAUCCUCCAUCCACGCAACUCUGGUUCUGAAUUCUACAAUUACAAGGGUUUCUUCAGUGUUGUGUUGCUUGCAGUUGUAGAUGCAGAUUACAAAUUUAUAUUUGCUGAUGUGGGCUGUCAAGGCAGAAUAAGUGAUGGUGGUGUACUCAGAAACAGCCUGUUUUGGAAAGCUCUGGUCAAUGACUCUCUUGGCUUACCCCAGCCGAGAUUGCUUCCUGAGUCAGCAGACAAAUCUUUUGAUGGCAGCUACACCCAAAAUCCAUUGCCUUUUUAUCUAGCUGGAGAUGAUGCUUUUCCACUAGAGAAUAACAUCAUGAAGCCUUAUUCACAGAGAAAUCUUUCAGAUGAGAAAAGGAUCUUCAACCACAGGCUUUCCAGAGCACGACGGAUCAGUGAGAAUGUUUUUGGCAUUUUGACAAGCAGGUUUGGGGUAUUUUCAACUGUUAUAUGUACAAAGCCAGAGAGUGCUGUCAAUAUUGUCCUUUGUGCAAUAGCUCUGCACAACUUUUUAAGAUCAAGAGUUCCAGAAAGGUACAUCCCCACUGGGGCCCUUGACAUGGAGAACUCCAAUGGUGUGGUAAAUGAAGGUUCCUGGAGACAUGACGUUGCUACAAUCCCAUUUGCAAAUGUCCCAAAUUCUCGAAAGGGAAGGCAACCAAGGAAGGCAGAGGAAAUGAGGGACCAGUUAUGCAACUACCUCAAUGGUCCAGGCCAAGUUCCAUGGCAGUGGAAUGUCUUAAUUUAACUUUUAAAACAGUAAGCAAAUU
Pocillopora damicornis (cauliflower coral) is the source of this 1304-nucleotide messenger RNA. RefSeq lists its product as uncharacterized. NCBI's taxonomy places the organism in Eukaryota, Metazoa, Cnidaria, Anthozoa, Scleractinia, Pocilloporidae. The record is from RefSeq and is a predicted model, not a curated record.